Cloeon dipterum is the source of this 1407-nucleotide messenger RNA. RefSeq lists its product as uncharacterized. Bases 243 to 938 code for a protein of 231 amino acids. The record is from RefSeq and is a predicted model, not a curated record. The transcript has 2 exons. NCBI's taxonomy places the organism in Eukaryota, Metazoa, Arthropoda, Insecta, Ephemeroptera, Baetidae.
UUUCUGUCUGAUCGUUACAAAGGGCAGGGACCGCGACGUUCUAAUCGCGAGAAAAAGCCGCCGCGUCUAGCAUUGGCAGGCGCGGAUCAUUUCACGCUUGCCCGACGCCGCCGAAGAAAAGAGUCACACUGCAUCAUCUGGAUCUCCGUUCGUUCUCGAAUUAUUUUUUUCGUUCCUUUCAUCGCUCCUUUCUCUCGGCAUAAAAGCGUGCGGUGCACGGCGGCGCCGACCAUUUCGACGCCAUGCGAGCACCCGUGUUGGUGGCGCUAAUCGCGGCGCUGCUGGUGACGCAGUGCAGCGCGGCCGGCGAGGGCCUCAUCUCCAGGGUCAUGGCCAGCGUCUGGGACGUCGUCUUCCGCAGCUUCGCCGAAGCCUCCGGUUACAAAGUUGAGGCCCUGCCGCCUCCGCCGCCCAAGAAGAAGCAGUCUGAGGAAAAGGUCGCGGUUGUCCACACCACCAGCAAAAGCUUUCACACCACGACAGAGCGAGUAGUGACCAUGACCGAGACCUUCACAUCGUCUGAUGACGACACAUCCGCUCCUCAUCCGCCCUUCAACUACUAUCACAGCGAGGAACACUCCAGCCACUGGCCCGAUAAAGAAGACGACCACAGGCACGCAAAAGACGACGACGACAACAAUGACGACAACAACGACAACAGCGGCGGCGGCGGCGGCGACGCCGAUAAGGAAGAUGCUAAGGAGAAGGAGGCCGAGGAGUCGAGGCGGAUGAAAAUAAAGCCGCUCAAAGUCACCAAAAGAAUCAAAAGCCAGCGCGGCGGCACGGAGGAGAAGAUCACUUUCCGACACAUUGACAAGCAAGGGCCCAAGAAGGCGGCCAAAAGCGAACCUUUAGUCAUCAAAUUGCUCAGUCCCACGCCCACCAAGAAGCCCACGCUGCACGACUCCUGGCCGUCAGUUUGGCACGGCGCUCAUUGACCAAGAAUUCAAAAUUUAGUCAAAAUCUGAUUUUUUUACUUGAAUAAAAAAUUAAAAAAAUACACAAACGCAAACCACAGAUUCAUUUUGUAAUUUAGAUAUGAAUAUUUAUGUUUAUUUUGCUCGAGAAUUUUUACUGACCUUAGGAGUGCAGUUUCCAUGCAGCCUGUCGUCAGAAGCCAUUGACCCCUAGCUUAAAAUGCGCAUCAUCACAUCGCCUUUCAAAAAGAAGUGCAUCUCGCUCCAUUACUCACGAAAACAUAGCGCGUCAGUGACAACGCAUUUCAUCUUAUAUUUUCAUCCACGCAGCUGUGAUAACGCGUUUAGUUAUUUUAGUAAUAAUAUUUCUGCUCCUCCCCUGACAUUGAGUGUUUCCAUUUUUGCUCUUCGCGUGUGUGAAAUUGAGUGUGAAUGUAACUUUUCCUCCGCUGAAUGUGUAUGAGGACAUUAAAACAAUUUGAAAUCUGCA